Messenger RNA from Phoenix dactylifera (date palm), 1878 nucleotides. RefSeq names its product Zinc finger C-x8-C-x5-C-x3-H type family protein. Lineage: Eukaryota; Viridiplantae; Streptophyta; Magnoliopsida; Arecales; Arecaceae. Gene Ontology annotation, molecular function: metal ion binding. The record is from RefSeq and is a predicted model, not a curated record.
CCUCCUCGUGCGCCACCCCUAGGGUCCCUCCCCCGCCCCCCUCCCUCUUCUUAAAAUCCCUCUCCUCCCGUUCCCUUACUCUCUCCUCCCCCCUUCCUCUAGUCUGUGGGUUUCCCCUAAUCCAUGGAUGCUUUUCGAUGAUUAGGGUUUUCUAUGUAAGAUCGCGGUGUUCUCGUUGUUAUCCGUGUUAGGGUUGCCGUAGAUCGAUUGCCGAUCGUAAAUUUUUCCCUUUUUUUCCUCUCUGAAACGCGAUUGCUUGUGUAAAUCCGUAUAACCAGAUCGGCGGAAUGGCGGGACCGAGGCAGUCGAAGAGGGUCUCUUGGGCCCCGGCCGUGAAUUUGUGUCAGGUAAGAUUAUUUUUGUCAGAGGAUGCCCCUUCUCAAUCUGGAUUGGGAGCUCAAGACCAUCUGCAAGCAAAGGCUUCAUGGCUCUUGCAUGCUACCGGGAUGGGCUCUGAUGAUUCCAUACCCCCUGGUUUUGAAGCACGUCAUCCCUCCUAUCAGCACAAACCAGACAUUUCACUAAUUCCUCUGAUCAAGUGGAAGUGCCCUUCCAGAAUAGUAUUGAAUCCAGAAUGGGUAGUGGUUGCUGGAGAGGAAAGUGAAGAGUUGGCUGUAGAGAAUCGGAGACAACUGGGAGUGCUUGAAGCCAUUUAUCCACGCCUUUCUGUCAUUCCUGCAACGCCAUUUGUUUCUUCCGAGGUCCAAAACUCAUAUUAUGAUGAUUCCCAAACUCCUCUCAUUCCCAUAAUUCCCAUUGAAGAUGAAGAUACAUCAGAGCAGCAAUUAGAGACACCUAUACCGAUUGACGCAUCUAUCCAAUUCCAUCAGCCAGACAUACAGAAGAAACUGGCGGACAUUGGAACACCGCGUGUAUUGCCUGCUCUCAGGCCUGCUAUGGAGCACUCACUGAAGAAUGCAGUGCCCCAGGCUCCAACUCUGCCACCUGGUGAGACUCCAGCUAUUGGGGCUGUACUCAGUGCAGAGCCUGAUGUUGUGGCUGCUGCUGCUGCUGCUUUCACCGCUAUCAUGAAAAGCAGUGAAGAGGGAAGCCUGAUUGACCCUGACCUUCUCAUUACGAUACUCAACAACCCCAUCAUGAUGGAAAAGUUGGUGGCCGAGUAUGGAGUUCCUAAACAAGCUCAGCUGCCUAUGGCUUCUGUGUCAGCACCGCCAUCUCUGCGAGCUCGAUCAACUGCAUCAGCUCCCCCGCUGCCACGUCCCCAUGUCAACUUCACUACCCCUGUCCCUUUGUCAAACGAACGAACCCCACCAAUGUAUCCCAUGCCAAAUGUGGUGCCACCCCAAGCUUUAAAUAGGCAGCCUUCGCCUGUUACUGCAAUACCUGCAAACUUCUCUUCAGGUGCCCCUCCAGUGAAGGAUAUAAAUUACUACAAGAGUUUGAUCCAGCAGCAUGGAGGGGAGAAGCAAGAAACUCUGGAUCGGAAUCCACUGCAGUGUGCUAGUUACAACAGUAAUUUUCUGGGUGUGAAUGGUUUGAACAUAGUCAGACAUGGCUCCAUGCAAAAAGAUGUAAAGCCCAAGAUUCCAAAACCCUGUGCUUAUUUUAACACCCCCAAAGGGUGCAAGCAUGGAGCUAGCUGCUUAUAUCAGCAUGAUUCAUCAAUUUCGCGGCGGGUUGAGCAGCCAAGAGGAUCAAAAAGAAUCAAAUUAGAUAGAGGAUUAGCUGGUGGAAACUAAUGUGUUGUAAUGUUUUUUUUCUUGGUUUUUUUCUUUAUGUUCAUUCAUCUCUCAUUACAUAUGAUCUGUUGCUCCUUUCCAGUUUUUUGUAGCCUGUUUCAAAUAGAUAACUUUUUUCCCUGCAAAGAACAGAAAAAAGAAGAAAAAAAAAUCAAUGGGACUCCAUGGUUGUCUAAAA